Molecule: messenger RNA, 8961 nt
Organism: Odontomachus brunneus
Lineage: Eukaryota; Metazoa; Arthropoda; Insecta; Hymenoptera; Formicidae
Gene: sei
Product: potassium voltage-gated channel subfamily H member 6
Exons: 23
Coding region: 2582-6733 (1383 amino acids)
Biological process (GO): potassium ion transmembrane transport; membrane repolarization during action potential
Cellular component (GO): membrane
Molecular function (GO): inward rectifier potassium channel activity
Source: RefSeq, a predicted model, not a curated record
GUCGUCGUCGUCGUCGUCGUCGCCGAGAGAGACGUCGGCCCGUCUCGCGCCUCCUCUCGCGUUCUCAGUUCUCCGACCGAACACGACGGCGAAACUCGCGAAAGUCGCGAGACACGGACAAGUCUUUUGAGCGAGAGAAGGAUCCGCGACGCGUCCUCGAGGCCGCGACGUUGUCAUCGGCCGUGCGAAUUAAAGCUCGAGACACUCGAGACGCCCCUCGUGCUCCCGCGACGGCGGCACGGGGUAGAGGGAGGUUACGAGCACGCGGCGGAGCAACAGUGUUCGGCGACCUUCCUCUGGAGUGCGCCGGCCGGAGACGGCACAGGGGGCAAACCAGGUGUCUCCACCGACGACGACAACUACCCCGAAAGGGUCGAGGAGUUGGCGGGGUCAGCGAGAGGGCAUCGGAUCUCUGCCGAUUCGCUCUGGGAAGGCGUGGUGGGUCGUCGUGUGGAUACGAUAGCGCCGAGAUAAGCGAAACCACGUGAAGCAUGUGACUGAUAGUGAGAUCAAUCGCGAGACGUGCUGGUGAAUUGGAGUAUCGGUAGAGUAGUGAAAGAAGAGUAGAGUUUAGUGAAAGAAAGUACAAGUGCUGGAGAGUACAGAAAAAGAGUACAGGAGACGCGUGCUUUAUCAAGCUCGGUUUUAUCAAGCCACAAACAGAGCGUCCCGGCAUCAAGUACAUGAAAAUGUUACGUGUCAGCCGGAGAUCUUAGCCGAUUUCCCGGUAACGUUCUUCAUCACGGUUUCAUCGAUAAGCGUGCACUCGUACGUCGGCGAUUUGUGAGAAGUGUCGCAUGCGGCGAGUCUUACGGGGUUUGGCGUGGCCGUAUGAGCCGAGAGGGGUCCUGGGAAAAUCCGCGACAACGGUGGUCGGGCAUGGUCGCGGAGGAUGAGGAAGAAGUACAAAAAUAGCUGUUCCCGUGCUUGAGCGGAGAUGCACAGCUGACCGUCAGACAGAGUGCGCGAGAGAAAAAAAGAGAGAACGCGAAGGGGAGGUGAGAAAGAGGGACGGGAGGAGUGACAGGGAGGGUGAGAGGGAGAGGUGCAGGUAGCCGGACAUUCGAUUAGCGUCGACGAGUGUCGCGACUAGCGUCGGGUCGACCGGCCGGAAUCGAUCCGAUCGCGGCAUUCCGCGUAAACUCAACUGCAAAUACACCACGUGCCUUUUCCGUCGUAACCAUAAGCGUGUGAACAUCGCUACGCCCUCGACUCGGCUCGCCGCGGGACGUCGGCCAGCGUGCGAACGAUUGAACAAUCCCCGAGGAAGUUUCGUCCGACGACGUCGUGGAAAUGUCCGAGCCAUGCGCUUCCCCGAGGCGUCCACAGUCCGCGAUCUCGGUCGUCGUCAAAUUUGACUCGGAUCCCACGAGGUCGAGCUACGUCAGCGGAGUAGUAGUACGCGAAGGUGCGGCCAGGAACGUCAGCUCCUCGAGGAUCGAAAUCUCGAGGCCGGUGACCCGCAUCGUCGACCACCGCGGAACGUCGCGACGCUGUCGCGCUGCUGUCUCUCGCCUGCACUAGGUCAUCCGGUAGCGCCGUACUGCAUCGUGACAUUUGACACACUGUGUCUGGCGCGUGCCGACGCGCUCCAGCUUCACGACUGGACGGAAGUCCUCGACGAUGAUGAAACGCUGUCGUCGAGAUAUGAUAUAUCGCGGCGUGGACGGCCACCGGAGAGCGACGGGGUCGACGUUAUUGUAGCCCUCUGCACCGCCGUCGACGACAGCGCGCGCGGAAUUCCAUCGCCGUCGCCACGUCCGGGGAAUCGCCAAGUCCUGGAAGUCACGAGAACACCGGCCAAACGGCGCGGUAUCCUCCGCUAUAAAUAGAUGUUUUCUCGCGUGGAUCCCGUCUCUUGAGACGCGCCUGCCUGCCUGCCUAAGAGAGACGCACAUUGGAAGUGGCAAACGCGUGCACGUGCAGCACCGCGACACGUAUGUCGGCCGUUCGACGUUGGCUCGACCUUCCCCGCGUCCUUGGAUCGACGGAAGGUGGAAUCGUGACGGCUCGCGCCGACCUUAGAUGUAUACCUAGAUAGGCGAGAACUCGGGUCCAAAAGUCGGCGUAUAGGAGACACAUCGAGCCUUCCCUCCUCCUCGACGUGACGGAGCGCGAACAGUUGGUCACACACGAACAGUCUGUUCGGAGCCACGAGCGACGCUCGCAACAACAACAACACAACGAUCGCGUUCUCUCCCUCGGCGCGCGCGAAUCGAACCACCUGGACGUGGAGCCUCUUCGCUUAACAAGGCCUCGCGUUGUCUUUUCUUACUCGAACCCCAAACAAGUCCGAAAGAAGCGGAACACCGGAUCGUCCGACCGCAGCAAGCAACGAAUCUCUCCCCUUCUCCGCGAGGUCAAGCCGUUACGUUACUCUGUCUUAUAUACGGCUCAAUCACUAUGCUCAACUCGUGCUGUGCUUUUUUCUACCGUGCUCGUGCGUACGCCGCGAGUGUUUUCCUAGUGCUUUAGUGUUUACGCGCGAUACGUAUACAUAAGUCAUUGAUAGAGGGGCCCGGUGUGUCCACGGUCGAACGCGGAAGUCUCGGCUACCCAGGUACCUGGGAAUUCUCCUGAGAUGCCUGUUAGACGAGGUCACGUGGCGCCCAGAACUACGAUCAUCGAGACCAUCAUCAAGAAGUUCGAUACGCACGGUCGAAGCUUUUUAGUGGCGAACUCGCAGCAGGGACUAUGCCACAUUAUUUACUGCUCGGACGGUUUCUGCCGGCUGACGGGCUUCUCAAGGGCGGAAGUGAUGCAGAGGCCGGCGGUCUGCGACUUCCUCCAUGGACCAAUGACGUCGCCGCACGCGGUCGCGGCCCUUCGAGACGCCCUCGCCGCCGGCGCCGAAAAGCAUUUCGAGAUCCUAUACUACAGGAAAGAUGGAACCAAGUUCCUCUGCAGCGAGGUGAUAGCGCUAAUAAGGAGCGAGGUGGACGACAUUUGCCUGCAAAUCAUAAACUUCGAGGACCUCAGCUCGCAACCGCCCCCGCAGCCCGCGAUACCGCCGCCGAGUCAGGCCAACAACAGGCUCGCGACACGCUUCGACAGGGCAAGGGCGUCCUUCCGGGCUGGCCUGUCGAGAACCGGUGUCGUUGGUCCACCGAGGGUCAGGAACCGACCGCGCACGGCGGCUAAUUUACCUCAUCGACUUGCUGACGGGACCAUCCUCGACGAGGACGCCUCUGAGAACUGCCCGUUAACAUGUGGCUCGCCCACAAUGAUGGAAUCUUGGGGUCCUGGGAGGACGGGCACACCCCCGCCGGGCUUACCGCCGCCGCCGUCGGUCGGGAACAGCAACAACGCUGCUGCAGCGACGUCGGCGACCACCACGAGCGUCGCACAGCCCGGCACCACCGCUCCCAUCGCCAGUCCCGAGGGAGUGAGCGACGUCUCGCAAAAGUCGGGGAUCUGGGAUGGCCCGAACUCCUCGUCGGGCGGCGUCGCGGAAGGUCCCUCGCGGAGCGUGUCUCACGCGGCGAGCCUGGACGCAAUCUCGAGAAGAACCGUGAAGCCGGAAACAACGAGGGCGCCGUGCCGCAGCCUCACCUGCAGCGUCUCAGCGAAACAUUCGAAAAUCUUUCCUGGCGUCGCUUCUGAAAGCGACUUGCAGAAAUGGCGAGCGUCCAAGGACCGCAAGUCGCCAUCUCUGAGUCAAAUGGGACCGGACUCCAUCAAACACAAAUUUUCCUUACAAGACAAUGGAUCCGCGAAGUAUUUUCAAGGAGCGAUGCACACACCGAACAUGGGAGAGAAAGUCGCUCAGGUACUGUCCCUCGGAGCAGACGUCCUCCCAGAGUACAAAUUACAAUCUCCCAGAAUCCACAAGUGGACCAUAUUACACUACUCGCCGUUCAAGGCAGUCUGGGACUGGAUUAUAUUGCUGCUUGUGAUGUACACCGCCAUAUUCACACCGUAUGUCGCCGCCUUCGUUCUGUCGGACCCGGAUUACAAUAGCAGGAAGAACAAGAAGUAUAGUGACGACCCCAUCGUCAUCAUAGACUUCAUAGUCGACGUCACCUUCAUAAUCGACAUCAUCAUCAAUUUUCGCACGACCUUCGUCAACAGCAACGAUGAGGUAGUGUCCCAUCCUGGAAAGAUAGCCGUCCAUUACCUGAAGGGUUGGUUCAUAAUCGACCUGGUGGCCGCCAUACCCUUCGACCUUCUACUCGUCGGUUCGGACACUGACGAGCUCGGCUUGGACAAGGACGAGACGACAACUCUGAUCGGACUUUUGAAGACGGCCCGUCUGCUACGCCUCGUCAGGGUGGCCAGGAAGAUAGACAGAUACAGCGAGUAUGGCGCCGCGGUUUUGUUACUGUUAAUGGCCACCUUCGCCCUUAUUGCUCAUUGGAUGGCUUGUAUAUGGUACGCCAUAGGAAACGCUGAGAGACCGACCCUAAAGAGCAAGGUUGGUUGGCUGGACAUUCUGGCCAACGACACGCAUCAGUUUUACUUUCACAAUAACACCGGUGGGCCGAGCAUAAAAAGCCGCUACAUCACAGCUCUUUAUUUCACCUUCAGCAGUCUGACGUCCGUGGGCUUCGGGAACGUGGCGCCCAAUACCGACGCCGAGAAGAUUUUCACAAUAAUCGUCAUGUUGAUCGGAUCUCUAAUGUAUGCCAGCAUCUUCGGUAACGUCUCGGCGAUCAUCCAGAGACUGUACAGCGGCACAGCCCGGUAUCACACGCAGAUGCUCAGGGUUAGGGAGUUCAUAAGGUUCCAUCAGAUACCGAACCCGCUCCGCCAGCGACUGGAGGAGUAUUUUCAACACGCGUGGACGUAUACGAACGGAAUCGACAUGAAUAGUGUUCUCAAAGGGUUCCCUGAGUGCCUUCAGGCCGACAUCUGUCUUCAUCUCAAUAGGAAUCUUUUAAGCAAUUGCAGAGCCUUUGAGGGGGCUAGUCCAGGCUGUUUAAGGGCAUUAUCCUUAAAGUUUAAGACGACGCACGCGCCACCGGGUGAUACUUUAGUCCAUCGCGGGGACGUGCUGACCUGCCUGUAUUUUAUAUCCCGCGGGAGCAUCGAGAUCCUGAAGGACGACAUUGUGAUGGCCAUUCUGGGCAAAGACGACAUAUUCGGCGAGAAUCCGUGCAUUCAUUCGACAGUCGGAAAAUCGUCCUGUAACGUGCGCGCGCUGACUUACUGCGAUCUCCACAAAAUCCACAGAGACGACCUGCUCGACGUUUUGGCACUUUAUCCUGAAUUCUACAGCCACUUCAGCCAGAAUCUCGAGAUCACCUUCAACAUGCGAGACGAGGAGCAGGCUGGUGUCGAUCCAACGUCAGCAAGGUUUCCUGUCAGCACUCCGACGGACGUCGAAAUCGAGGCGAGGAGGUACGCUUUCCGUCCACCAAGAUACCGUCGAGGACUCAGUGGUCCUGGCACAAGUCUUAUUCCCACAGGUCAAGAUUCCUUACAAGAUGACCAAGACGAUUAUAAUAAAGGCAGCGGCCAUGGCAUCUUAGAGUUCAGUACAGACAAAGCCGGCCAGGAUGUGACGCCAUUGAAUUUGGAUUUCGACGAACCUAAGCAGCGAAGCUCGACCUUGAACUCGAUAACCGGCAUGCUAACCCAUCUCAAGCGCAGUAUACCGGAUCUACGUCAGCACAAGAUUCACCUGCAGCCGCUCACCAGCCACGAUUAUCUCGCCAAACAAAUGACCACGCCGCUGACGAAACCGGCGCGCCGGAGUUCCGCCGCUGGUGAGAGUUGCCUCAGUCAAAACGUGGUCCAACCCACUUCAACAACGUCAAGCCACUACACUACACCAUCGCCCCCGCAGCAUCCUCAUUCCCAUGGCGACUUUCAGAGCGGCCCGGGCCGGCCGGUGGAGGAGAUCAACGCCAGGAUCGAUCAAUUGUCGCGACAGGUGUCCUCGUUGGAACACUCGAUGACCGGUGAGAUCAGGUUGAUCUUGAGUUUGCUUCAGCAGACGCUCAACUCGUCGAGGGAGAGCUCCAGCAUCGAGAUGAUGCCCGGCACAGUGGCGGCCGGCACGAGACAGGCUAACGGUAGCAGGGCGCCGGCGUUGGUGCAGAGAUCGGCGAGUGAGCCGCAACCUCCGACCGUGCCGGUGAGCAAUGGAAACGGGAAGAUCCAACCUAGCACGUCGCACGGCUUGUUCAGUAGACCCCCCACGCGGGAACCGACCUCCACGACGUCAGGAACGUCCCGGUUGACCGUGACAUCGGACACGUCCGCGUUAGCGACGGCGUUGCAGACGGCGUUGAACGGCAGAACCGGACCCACGAGGUCGCAGAGCCAGCCCGUCGAUCUGGCGGUACCGACCAGCACGCAGCCUCACCAAGCUCACGCUUGGCACAGCCAGCCCGCCGCCUUCAGGAGGGGUGAAUACAGGAGUGGCGUCCCUUGCGACAGAUACAGCUCGUUCAACAAGCGAUCGGAGCCGGAGGGCGAGGAUCCUUGGAGCUGCGUAGUUUCGGUCUCAACGGACCGUGCCGCUUCCCAACGUCCGCGCAGCGGUGACUCGCGUAAGGACUCCACGAACCAUCGCGGCGGCAACGCCGAGUCCACGUCAGGCCAACAGGCCAGGACAGCAGAGGGUGGCAGGCAAGAAAGUGGCGGCGGGGGGCAACAGGCGAGCGGAGCUCGGCAGGAGUCUUCGAGACAAACCAGCGAGGACAUGUCGUGGGAGUUCACGAUAAACGAGGCACCGAUUGCCAGGCUCGAGUCACUGGACGAGCUGGAUCAAGAUCACGGCAGUUAAGGGGAGGCGCGCGCGUCCUGUUUGUCAGUUAGGGGCUCGCAAGGCGCCACGGCGCCCGACAUCGCCGUGAGAAGGGAUGAUCGGCUCGUCCCGACGAGGAUGGUCGCUGAACGAAAGCGAUCGAUGCCUUUCGAUCCCUUCGAUCUUUAGGGGAGUCUCGUGACCGCGCUUUUUACGAUCGAAUCGUCGCGACGCUUGUCUCGAGGUCGAAUCUCGGUCGUGCUGCGAGCGACGUGAGCGACGAUGCGCCUGCAGGUCGACGCGCAUCGUAGGGUGUACGUUGAAGGCAGCAUGGAAGUCUGAGGGUAGGAAUCCUCUCGCCAAGUAGCUCCCGCGACAAUCUCUGUAGGAGAGAGCAACUUAUUUACAUAAGGAGAAAAGUGACGCGGUGAACUGAGGGAGUGUAAAAGUUCUCUGCACAUCGAAGUAAUUUUUUAAAUUUUUUAUUGGAAUUAUAUAACAUUUAAAGAGAGUGUAAAGAAAUACUUUUAGAGUAUAUCGUCAUUCCGGGAGUUGUAAGGGCUUUUCGCGCACUAGAGAAGUUUUGAAAAAUUAUAUUAUAAUAAGAUGUUAAUAUUAAGCGUUGCAAAAGAUCUCGUGAUAAAUUAGCAGAAUUUGAAGAAAUUCGGCAGUUCUUGAGACACACGUGGAGUCAGGUACGACUUAUAUGCUUCCUUCAACCGUAUACGCUCACGGGAGGUCGACGAGGCAAUAAACACGUGGAUCUCAUUUUGUAUUCGAGACAGAGACGGUCGUAUGCUCGCCGCGUGUUCAACGCCAAUAACAACGCCAGAUAGCGGCGAGGGUACUGGCCAAAGUAAGCGUCAUCUACGUAAUGUAAGUGUACUUUUUUAUUUGCAAAGUACGGCCGCCGUGUCUUGUUUUAACUCUGCUAAAAUACGAAUUAAGGCGAUUCGUCGCGUUAAAGCUAAAGAGGACAUCGCGCGAAUCAGGCUCUUCGGACGUUCGGCCUCAAAGUUGACGGACGCAACGGUCGCGAAGAGCGCGGUUGCGCUCGUCCUCUCUUCGGGGUUCUCCCGACGAUCGUCCGGACAAUUCGACAUUCGUUCCUUCAGGUCGAUUUUUUACGCGUCGAAGAAAGGCAAACGAAAGAAGUAUACAGUAUCGCCAAUUAGACGCCAAUUAUUUCACUCACAGGAUCGCAUGUAAUUAUUUAUGUAUAUUUACACGUUGACACGUAUGCGCUAUCGUAAGAAACGUUUUAACUAAGUCGGGAAGAGGCGCAUGAAAGUAAAACUGACACACGUCGCGCGAUGGAUUCGCGGGGAUCAUUUUGGCGGGAAGGAGAUCGCGGAGAAUCGAGGACAAAAUCGCGAAUAAAGAUGACUUGCGCCUGACGCGCGAGAUCGGAUAGCUGCGAGAACAAAUAAAUGUUUAACCCGUUAGAUUUUACAUUACAAGUGUUCGUAUGGCAAGUACGACAAACACGAAGAGUUCGCGACGUUCGAGGAGCACGUUGGAGGUGGAGUUCUCUGAUUUAUGGUACGUGUGUCUAGACAACAACAAUCUUUGACUCGCAUUACCGCCGCAUUUUAGUGUGAGACAUAACGAAAACGCGAAGCUUUAGGCUCGGCUCGUUCGCCACGGAGGGGUCUUUACCGGUCGGGAGUCGGUACUUCGCGAACGGCUUUCGUUUUCUAACGGGUUAACGAGACGGCUGAAAGCAUUUUCUCCUUUUCAUUCUUGCUUGUAGGCGACGUUAAAAUGACGGUAUUAUGGUAAAAAACGGUGCUUGAAGACGAGUUUUCGCGCUGCCGGGACGGUAUUAACACAGUAGAAUUUAAGCUGGGACAUCGGAAAUGCACGAACAAACGAUACUUUCCCAGUUCAGCCGCCGUACAAAGUAGUGAUGUCCUUUAUACAGACAAAACGCGACAGCGAGCGAGUACGUCGCGCGCAAGCGAUAUAUAUUAGAUAAUUAUCGAGAUUCUUAUUAUGAUUGUUAUUAUGAUUGUACAAUUAUUAUUACUAUUAUUAUAUUAUUAUUAUUAUUUCGAUCAUCUCAUUAUCGCUACGAUUGUUGUAUAGCAACGGCAGGAGCGCAAGCGCGACGGGGAGAAGACGAACAAAAUAACACCGACGCGUUAUGAUGCCUACACGAUAAUACAUACUUCUACAUAUAUAUACAUAAACAAAAAAGAAGAAAAAGCAACAUUUGAAUGUACGUGUAUGUAUAUGUAUAUAUAUAUAUAUAUAUAUAUAUAUAU